AUGAAAAGAGAAAACCAAACACAAAAUAUUGGCACUUCUAAUAGAAGAAAAUCAUUCAGAAACAAUAGACCUCCAAUUGCCACAUUCCCCAAAACCACUGCUACUUCUAAAAAGCCUCAAACCACUGCCACAACCAAACCCAAACCAUCAUCUCAAAAACCACCUCAAAAGAAGCAGAAAACAACUUCAUCACCACCACCAUCUUCCACAAAACCAACAGAUGUUGAUGCUACAAAAGCAUCAACAGAUGUUAGACCAUCAGUUGUUGAGACUCCAGUGGUUUUAACAGCUGUUAGCCAAACCACUGCUCCUAUGCAUUUUGAUCCUCCACCACCAACUCCCCAAAGAUUCCCUUCACAAUCAACCUUCUCACCAAAACCACCUUCUCCAUCAAAAACUCCUCCUCCUCCAAAAUAUGCCUAUGCAAGAAAAAGGAAAUUUGUUGUACUUGAAGAAGAAAAAGAAAUUCCAUCACCAAUUCUUUUAUCAUCUGCUCCUGCUGAAAUCAUUCCACCCUCAUCAUCUCCACAAACAAACCCACUUGAUCAUCCACCCACAGGUUACAUGCCACGUGUCAUUCCAUGGGCAACUCAAUAUCCUCUGGAACUGCUUGCAGCCCAAGAUGAAAUGAUGCAAUUUUAUAAGAUAGAGGAUCCAUCCAAAAGAGCCUUCCCAUCUCUAUAUGGCUUCAGAAUUCCUCAGAAUUUCAAUGAAUAUUUAAAGCUGAAAGCCAGGCAAGCAGAGCUUAUAGCAAAAGAAGAGAGUAAAGGGUUAGGAGACAGGAGAUACCAAGGUCUGAUGCAACAUGGGCUUAGCAAAGUCAGGAAACUUGAAGACUUUGCUAGAGACCUCAGUAAAUCCAUGCCAGAGUUGCCACCAAAUGCUGAUCUUCAAGAGGAACUAAGGGUUGAUUAUUUGGAUCUCAUCAUGAAAACUAAGCCCUACAAAGCUAAUAAGUCUCAAUUCAAAGAUUGGCCUCUUGAUGCUCUCAAAGAAGAAAUUAACAGAAUUGAAUGA
Messenger RNA from Helianthus annuus (common sunflower), 1017 nucleotides. RefSeq names its product leucine-rich repeat extensin-like protein 5. The transcript has a single exon. The record is from RefSeq and is a predicted model, not a curated record. Bases 1 to 1017 code for a protein of 338 amino acids. NCBI's taxonomy places the organism in Eukaryota, Viridiplantae, Streptophyta, Magnoliopsida, Asterales, Asteraceae.